GUGGACAAAUUUGCUUAAAUAUGAGUAAUAUUUACAUCCAAGAGCCACCAACAUCGGGCAAAGUGUUGCUGAAGACCACAGUUGGCGAUAUUGACAUCGAACUGUGGGCGAGAGAAUGCCCAAAAGCCUGCCGCAACUUUAUACAGCUCUGCCUGGAAAAUUACUACAACGGGACAACAUUCCACCGGCUGGUCAAGGGAUUCAUUGUGCAGGGCGGAGAUCCAAACGGAGAUGGCACUGGUGGUGAAUCAAUAUACGGACAUCCGUUUAAAGAUGAAUUCCAUUCACGAUUGCGGUACUCGCGUCGUGGUUUGGUCGGAAUGGCCAAUUCUGGCAAAGAUGACAACGCAUCCCAAUUCUUCUUCACGUUCGGAGCGACGCCGGAGUUGGAAAACAAGAAUACGCUCUUCGGCAAAGUCACAGGUGACACGGUGUUUAAUAUGCUCAAACUAGAGGAAGGAGUCGUUGAUCACCAAGAGCGUCCCAUGUACUCGCAUCGUAUAAUCUCCACGGAGGUGCUCAGUAAUCCCUUCAAUGAUAUUGUACCACGAGCGCUGCCCAAAGCAGCCUCAAAGUCCAAGAAAAGCAAAAAAGAUAAACAAGGUGUUAAAAACUUUGGAUUGCUUUCCUUUGGAGAGGAAGCCGAGGGCGAUGAGCAGGAAACAACUAUAUUUGUCAAACAGAAUGCUGGCAAAGCGAAAUCCCUGCAUGAUGCUACGGAUGAUCCCAAGCUAAGCAAGGAGCCAAUUAAGGUGCCCAAAACAGAGCGUGCGCAGAGCGAGGAGCACUUGUCCGAGGACUGCGAAGAGAGCGAUGUCAGCAAACCAAGAAAAGCCAACUGCUCCGAUAUCAUUAAAAGUAAACUCGCCAAGUCAAAAAGUAACUCAACAAAGUCAGUUAAAGUUGAAAUUAAAAGUGAAUCGGAGGACGACGAUGAGGACGUUUUGAUGACCCGCGAACAGGAAGAAAGCCUAAAGAAAUCAAAAGAAAAGAACAAAAUACGUGAGGAAAUUGAGUCCCUGAAGCGACAAUAUCAAAUGGACAAAGUCGCCAAGGAUAAACAAUUGCCCAAAGAGUCGGAUAAAAGUGCCAAGAGUGCAGAUAUCAAGGGAGCCAGUGAAAAUCAUUAUAUUAACGAUUUCAUUGAAGCUAAAGAGAUAUACACGGCCAAGACCAAGAAUAAACUCAAAGGACAAGUUAGAGAGAGCUUCACAUUAGAGUUGUUAUCCAAGUUUAAAUCGAAAUUGGACAAUCUCAAGUACAAAUCGAGCACUGAGAAUGGCGAUGCAGAGCCCAGUGAAUUGGACGAUACGGUUGUGGAAAAGGAAAUUAAAGGAGACGACUGGCUUGCGCAUACUUUAAAUUUUAAUAGUAAUGCGCCUGUAUUAGCAAAAGAUGCAUCAACUAAGGGAGAUGAUUGGUAUGAUGUCUACGAUCCCCGAAAUCCACUUAAUAAACGCAAACGCGGUGACACAAGUCACAGUAAAUCAUCCAGCAAGUCCAAAUCUUCAAGACGAUAAGAUUGAUUGAAUAAAUUUGUAGUAAAUUUUUGUAAAUUGCUUAUAAUAAGCAUUUUGAAUAAAAAUGUAGCGCGAAA
This is a messenger RNA of Drosophila innubila, 1597 nucleotides long. Its product is annotated as spliceosome-associated protein CWC27 homolog. The transcript is spliced from 3 exons. Gene Ontology annotation, cellular component: catalytic step 2 spliceosome. The record is from RefSeq and is a predicted model, not a curated record. The coding region runs from base 21 to 1520 and encodes 499 amino acids. Lineage: Eukaryota; Metazoa; Arthropoda; Insecta; Diptera; Drosophilidae. Gene Ontology annotation, molecular function: peptidyl-prolyl cis-trans isomerase activity. Gene Ontology annotation, biological process: protein folding; protein peptidyl-prolyl isomerization.